Striga hermonthica is the source of this 7020-nucleotide messenger RNA. NCBI's taxonomy places the organism in Eukaryota, Viridiplantae, Streptophyta, Magnoliopsida, Lamiales, Orobanchaceae. The record is from the annotation of a GenBank genome assembly.
GAAAGUGAUCCCAUUGAAGCUACCAACAAUUCAAUCAAAAUGGUACCUCAAGAAGAAAAGACUCCAGCUGAUGCAUCGAAGGGACCUUCUACAGCUGAGGGGAAUGAUUUUUUGAACAAACCCUCAGCUGAUGAAGUUCAUCCCGAAGUAAAUAACAUUUCACCAAAUGCCAGCAUGGCUACCGAAAAGGCAAACCGCACUGUGAAAGAUGAAAAUGAGAUUUUUAUGGUUAGAGACCCUAAAUUAGGUGAACCACUAGAUAUUGCUUCAGAUGAAGGGGCUAGCUCGAAAACAAUCCAAGAAAAUACUGAAGAAUCAAAUGACUCGCAGAUUGGGCGUGAUAAGGAAUUGAAAAACGAAAGCGAAAAAUUGCAACUGUCUGAAGCUUCAAUUAAAUGGGCAGCCACUGAUAAGGCCAAAGAAGACGUAGAACUCAACAAAAGACUGCCACCGACUGAAGCAUUGACUGAAUCGGCACCGAUUUAUAAGGCCAAAGAUGAAGAUGAUGAACUCAACCAAAAACUGCCACGGACUGAAGCAUCAACUGAAUCAGAAGCUAUUGACAAGGCCAAAGAUGAGGAUGAAGAACUCAACAGAGUUGAACUGCUGGAAGAUGAGAAGAAUACAAUUAAUUUACUGAAACAACAGACAGAUGAAUCUGUAGAGUCCUUGCAAGUAAUCCCCAAUAAUCUUAAAGCGCCUCAUUUAAGCCAAGAUAAGGAAAAGAAAUCUUCAGAAGAACAAAUGCUAAAUGUGAGUCUUGAUGGAGUCACUAGUGGCGUUACUGAAGAAAAAAGCAUUGAUGUAACAGAGACACAGAAGGAAGUUCUUGAGAGUAUGCCAACAAUUAUGUCAUGUUCUUCCGAAGAGGGCAACCCAGAUGCUGUUCUACAAGGAACCACAAGUUAUGGUACGGUUGAAAAGACAAUUGAUAAGGUUGACCUACAGAAGGAAGCUGUUGAGGUACAGAACUUCUCAACAACUGGUUUAAAUGAGGCAACGGAAGAACAGCAUUUGAUUGAAGCGGAUGUCUCAGAAGCAAAAUUUGAAGAGUCCCCAGAAAAAGAUGGUGAAAAGGUGAAUCAGCCACAAUCCUUGAUAAGGGGAGCCACUGAUGAGUCAGUAGUUAUCCAUGAAGCUCGAAUCAUGGAUGGAGAACUAAGAGAAUAUGAAAUGGAUGAAAAUGAGAAAUAUACAGAAACUGAUUUUCUGGAGAAAGAAUCCAAAAUUGAGAAGCCAGAAGAUCCCCUGAAUGCAGAUUCCAUAGAAAAUAAAAAGUUCGAUUUGAGCAUUGUUAGAGAAAUAAGUUCUUUUGAAGAACAAAAUGCAGCAACACGAGUAAUUUCGGAUGGAGAAACAGAUGAAAUUUCCAUUGAUGCAGCUGAAAAAAAUGAUAAAAUUCUUCAACUGCAGGAAGAUCGAACAUUUGCUUCAAAUGAGAAGACGGAAGAUAACUCAUUGAUCCAAAAGCAAGACUCAGAAAAUAAAGAUGAAGAAAAUUUGGAGAAAGACAACCACACACCAUCCUCAAUAAACAAUUCGGUACACAAGGUGGAAACAGUUUCUUCAGAGGGGCAAAGUGCUACAGCAUCUUCACAAAUAAUCCAGGAUCAGAAAACAGAGGAAACAUCAAUUGAUCCAGCUGAAGUAAAGGAGGAAACUCCUGUGGUACAGAAUGUCUCGACAAUAGCUUCAAACGAGAAGACGGAAGAAAACUUGUUGAUCCAAGUUGAUGGACACCAAAAGAAAGACGAUGAGCAUUUGGAGGACAAUGUGAAACCAUCAUUGUUACAAGACUCCAUAGUGAAUCCCAGUGAUAAUGCAUUAGCUGUGACUGAUGAGGUCAAACUUGAUAUAAAUGGAGCAGAAUCAUUGCAGGAGAAAAUUAAAGAAAGUGAUUUUCUGAAGGAAGAAUUGGAUACAGGUAAGCCUUCAGAAUCCUUCUCUGCAGUAGUGGAGUACACAAAAGCAACUGAUUCGGGUCACGACAAAGAAAAAACAGAUUUUCUUGAGAACCAGAGCCCAAUAAUAAAUCCCCAUAGAACCUUGGACGAGACAACAGAGGAAGAAACAGCUGAUCCAUGUGAUUCCAAGGAUAAAACUGAAGAGCAGCAGGACACCUCAGAUAUGAAACAUGACUUAGAUUUGGCAAAAGUUUUGCAAGAACAAUCCAUAGUAGAAGCUUCAAGCAAGGAUACCAAUGAAGGCAAGUCAACAACUACGCAUGACACCGUACUUGUUGAUGAACAUACAAAAGAAGUUGGAUUUUCAGAUGAUGACAAAACUGCAGAUAGUACCUUGGUGACGAAAGAGAACUUACAGGACGCUCCAGAGGAUCACAAGCCAUCUCCCUCAAGUGAAGACAUAGAAGCAACUUGCUCUCUUGAGGAGCAAAGUGUAACUGCAAAUCCUCAGUCAGUCAUAAAUGAAAAAGGAAUUGAUGUCACAGACACAAAUGAAGAAAAUCUUGAGAAUGUUGAGAUGAGUGUGUCAAAUGAAGACAAGGAAAGGAAUUUUCACAUUCAAUAUGAUGAUAGUGAUGAGAACUCAUCAAUUCAACUGGACACCUCAGAUAUGAAGCAUAAGUUAGAUUUGGUAAAAGAUUUGCAAGAACCAUCAUUAAUAGAAACUUCAAGCAAGGAUACCAAUGAAGGCGAGUCAACAACUAAACAUGCCGUACUUGUUGAUAAACAUACAAGAGAAGUUGGAUUUUCAGAUGGUGACAAAACUACAGAUGGUACCUUGGUGACAAAGGAGAACUUACAGGACGCUCUAGAGGAUCACAAGCCAUCUCCCUCAAGAGAAAACAUAGAAGAAACUUGCUCUCUUGAUGAGCAGAGUGUAACUGCAAACCCUCAGUCAGUCAUAAAUGAAGAAAGAAUUGAUGUCAUAGACACAAACGAAGCAAAUCUUGAGAAUGUUGCGAUAAGUGUGUCAAAUGAGGAUAGUGAAAGCAAAUCUCUCAUUCAAUAUGAUGAUAGUGACAAGAGCUCAUCAAUUCAACUGGACGCCUCAGAUAUGAAGCAGGACUUAGAUUUGGUAAAAGAUUUGCAAGAACCAUCAGUAAUAGAAGCUUCAAGCAAGGAUGCCAAUGAAGGCGAGUCAGCCACUACGCAUGAACCCAUACUUGUUAAUGAACAUACAAGAGAAGUUGGAUUUUCAGAUGGUGAAAAAAUUACAGAUAGUAACUUGGUGACGAAAGAGAACUUACAGGACGCUCCAGAGGAUCACAUAUCUCCCUCAAGUGAAGACAUAGAAGCAACGUGCUCUUUUGAUGAGCAAAGUGUAACUGCAAACCCUCAGUCAGUCAUAAAUGAAAAAAGACUUGAUGCAAUCGACACAAAUGAAGAAAAUCUCAAGAAUGGUGCAACAAAAUUUCCACAAGAAUACGCUGAAGAAACCUUAGUGAUCCAACCGGAUGGCUCACGUAAGGAACAUGAUGAACAGUUGGGAAAAGAAUGUAAAACUUCAUUUUUCACAGAAGCUCUCACCGAGGAGAACAAUGACAGUAAGUCCACUUUGAGUAAGCUUGAAGAAAGGAACGAGGACUCAAUAGAAGUUGAAUCAUGGAAAAAGGAGAGAAAUAUAGUUUCUGCUUCAGUGAAAGAAGGACAUGUGGAGAAGCUUAUAGAUCUCUAUGAAGUAGCUCAUGAUGAUAUUCAAGCAUCUGAUUCAACUCAAGACACAAAAACUAGUCAUGAUAAGGAAGAAAUUCAGACCCCAGAUUUACAAGAAAUUUCAAGUGGUAGAAAUGAUGAAAAGGCUGAUGAUACAACUGAGUCGAAUAUCCUUGAUUUCCAGGAUAUUGUAAGAAAUAAUCUAGAUGGAGGCAAUAAAGACGAAUCACCGCUCAAAGGCGAUGGCACGCAGAAAGAAGUUCUAACUGCGAAAGGCGAUGACGAUGUGCCAACAGACACGCAUGAGAAGAAUGGAGGUGCUUCAGUUAAGGAAGUAACACAUAUUGUGUCAUUGCAAGUAGAAACUGAUGAUAAAGCAUCUGCUUCAGUUAAAGAGGAGCAAGUCCCACCUGCAGAUCCACAAGAAAUCUUCUGUGACAAAUCAGAAGAAAAAACCAUUGGUGGACCUUACGAGCAGGAAAAAGUUGUUGAGGAUAUUGUGAAAAAUGUUUCGGGUGGAGAAAAUGAAGAUAACUCGCCAGUGGAAGUAGAUGAACUUCACGAACCAUCUCCUAGAAAUGAUUCAACUGGGAACAACAUCGAUGUUGAGCCACCAAUUCUUGCUGAAGCAAAAUUUGAGGAUGACAACUCAACAAAAGUCAACUUAACUGAUAAUGAGAGAUGUGCAGAAGGUAUUUUGGUUGCUGAAACAACUCAAGAAAGUGAAAUAAGGUCACAAGAGGCGCAAAGCCUAAUCACAGAUUUUCAAGAAAUAACAAGUCAUCACAAAGUGGAGAAAACAAUAGAUGCUACUGGUCUGGAGGAAGGAAAUCUUGAAGAUAAGAAUACCGCAACGACUACCCCAUCUGAAGAAGCACAAGAGAAGUCACUAAUACAAACCGAUUGCUCCCAAAUUGAAAGCACUGAACAAUUGGUAAAUGAAAGUGCAAAUCCACCAUUUACAGAAGCUCAGAAGGCACACACCACAGAAAAUGCUUUGUGGAAGGAAGAACCAGAGAUGGAGAAACCCAUGGAUUCUGUUCAUGUACUUUCAGAGAAUACUAAGGCACCUACUUCAACUCAAGACACAGAGACCAGUUUUAUUGAGCAACAAGACAUGGCUGUCGAUCCACAUGAAAUCUCAGGUGGCAAAUUAUCAAAUGAUAAAACCAACGGGAAGGGGGAAAUUCAGGAGGUUCAGGAUAUUGCAACCAAUGUUCUAGAAUUCGACAAAGAAGAAUCCUCAGCAACCAAACCAAAUGAAUCUGAACAAACUACUUUUGCAGAAGAUUUUAUGGGAAACAUUACUGAGGAUACUGAAGCAAAUAUUCCCAGUAGCGACAAUGAAGACCACUCACCUAUUAGAGUAGAUGGCUCACAAGAGCCAUGUUUGGCUGAAGGUUUCACGGGGAAUGUCGCUCAUCAUGAGUCCAGACUUGUUAGUGAAGGCUCUUUAAUAGCUGGCAUUGUUGAAAAUGAGAAAAUCACACACGAUGCAUUGAUAAAGGAAGAAACAACUGACGAGUCCUUGCAAGUAACAGAGGAGAUUGAAGCAUCUGCAUCAGGCAAAGACAGAGAACCAAUUUCUCAAGCAGAUCAAACUUUAGUUGAAAAAACUGUGGACAAUCGGGUAGAGGUUAUAACUGGUGCAACUGACCUAAAUGAAGAUAAUUCCAAGGAAAUGGCCUCAAAAUUAUUAGCUGUUGAGAUCCCAAGAUCACAAGUUUCAGAUGUUUAUAAAGACACGGUGGUGGAUUUUACCGAAGGUCAUAAUUGCAACCAAGAGGAAUCACUUGGCCUAAAUGCAUCAGAUGAACAUGUGCAGAUAAGCAAUGAGCUUGUGACCAACGUUACCAGCUCAAAAUCUGAACCAUCAGUACAGGAUUCUACUAAGAUUGAUGCACAGAAGAAGACAGUGGCAGAGGGUGGCCCCACCAAAGUACCAGAAAAUGGCGGUCUAGUCAAAAGUGACCCAACUGAAAGCUCAAUCACAGAUGCUCGAGUUCAAGAUGAAGAGACCAAAGCAGAACUGAAACAAGACACGGAGUCAAGAAAUAACAAGGAUGUAUCAGAAUCAAAUAACUUGAACGAUGGAGAAGACAGAAAAAUAUCAGACAACAUCAAACACAAGUCAGAUAGUUCCAAGUCUGUUGCAUUAGAGGAAGUUCCAUCAUCCAAUGUUAGUUCCAACUCUGUUGCAUUAGAGGAAGUUCUAUCAUCCGAUGUCGUGUCCGAAAAAGAUUCAGCACCCAAGCCUAGUCUAAAUCCCAUAGAAGAAACGUGGCUCGAGGCUGUUAAUGAAGAAGCUCAAAAACAAGAUGAGGAGCUUCGUGUUUCAGCACUUGCCCAGGAUUCAGCCAUGGAAAAAUUAGAACAUGACGAAAAACCAUGUCCGGCAAGUGUUACAGAUUCUGUUAUCCCUCAAGAAAUACAAAAGCUAGAGGAAGAAUCUCUACCUGCUACAGAUAAGAAACCAACAGAAAACAAAGACUUGCAAGAGAGUGAAAUCACACAAGAUCAAACCAAUCAAAAAGAUGAAAAACUUGGUGAAAGAGAGCAAGAGAAAGCAAAAUAUAAUGAUGAGAAAGUACUCUCAGUUGAAACUGCAGUGGAAACCAAGGAGCCAGAGCGUGCAUCAGUUUCACUCGCCAAUGACUUGCUUCCAAAAUAUAUCAUGGUAUCAUCAGAAUUAGAUCACCCCAUGUCUGAAGCACAAAUGACAACAAAUAAAGAAGACGUGCUGACAGGAAAAACACCAACAUGUGACUUUGAGGAGACAGAAUUUGAAAAGAACAAAGAGCAGGAAGCAAACAAACAAAUAAUAUCAGAGUUCACUUCUGCAGCUUUGAAUAUCAGAGAUACAAGUGACGGUGAUGGUGCUGACAGGUCAACUUCAGAUGCUGAAGCUCCAAAAAUUGUACAGACGGCUACUGGAGCUAAUGAAAAUCAAGAAGUUGAGAACACAAGCGUUGCACAAACCUCAGCUUCAAUAUCUUCAUACGAAAGAGAUAACAAUGAACAUGGUCACUCAGGCAUUGAGGAAAAGCCAGAUGCAAAUGAACUUGGAUUUGCCCUUGAAGAAAGCAAAACAGAGCACGAAGUGAAAAAACAGGUGCUUGAUACAAUUGAUCAAGUUCAAAGUCUUGAAGCAGCAACAGCAGCACCAGAGAUAGUCUCUGAAUCAGCUAUUGUAGAGGAUAAAACUGAAUCCAAAGAAACCGUCGAAGUCAAUAUUCCUAGCCAGAAGAUCAACGACAACGAUGAUGAUGUUGAAGAUGAUCAUUCUGGUUUUUGCAAGGCUGAUAUCACAGAGAGACACCUCAAAGAUCAGGUAAAACCAGAAGAAAAUACAGAGACACAAGAAUUAUCUGAAGUCAUCAAGAACCCAAGUACCACAGAAAAG